Molecule: messenger RNA, 219 nt
Organism: Gracilinanus agilis (Agile Gracile Mouse Opossum)
Lineage: Eukaryota; Metazoa; Chordata; Mammalia; Didelphimorphia; Didelphidae
Product: mitochondrial import inner membrane translocase subunit Tim8 B-like
Exons: 1
Coding region: 1-219 (72 amino acids)
Source: RefSeq, a predicted model, not a curated record
AUGGUGGAAUUGGCCGAAGCCGAUGAGGCCGAAUUGCAGCCUUUGGUGGCAGUAGAACAGCAGAAGGCGCAGUUCACUGCACAGGUACACCACUUCAUAGAUUUAUGCUGGGAUAAAUGUGUGGAAAAACCAGGAAGCCGUCUAGAUUCUCAAACUGAAAAUUGCCUUGCCAGUUAUGUGGACCAAUUCAUUGAUACUACUCUUACCAUCACAAGCUGA